This is a messenger RNA of Drosophila persimilis, 699 nucleotides long. RefSeq lists its product as uncharacterized. The record is from RefSeq and is a predicted model, not a curated record. The transcript is spliced from 3 exons. Lineage: Eukaryota; Metazoa; Arthropoda; Insecta; Diptera; Drosophilidae. The coding region runs from base 70 to 651 and encodes 193 amino acids.
AUUUUGCGUCUCAUCGUUUUCGUAUAAAGUUCUGAAAAAAUUUAAGAACGCUUUCGGAACAUUUUCCCGAUGUCGGAGGCACUAUCAAAACGGUCGCAGGCCCAGCAGCGGAAUUUUUCAGCCAAGGCGCAGUCGCAACUGCAGCUGGCCAAAACGGAUUUGAAGAGAUCCGGCUCGGACUCUUCGAUGGAAAACGUGUGGCGCUCGGCUUUCGCUCAAUGGAACAGCGAACCAGCUUUGGGGAAGAAGGAAUCUCCGAAAUUCAGAGAGUCACAAAAAGCCCCUCUACAUGCUCUUUCUCAAUGGAGCAGCCAGAUGACUACCCGUGCCGAAAAGAAUAAGAAAACCGUGCUAAAAGAGCAGACAACAGUCCAAUUUCCAAAACGGGCCUAUAAGCGACGUAAGUCAAUGUAUACUCGAUCAGACACCUUGCGGAAACUCGACUCGAAAAAAGUUAUCAAACUGCCAGAAGAAGUGCGCAAGGAGCCCAACGAUAAUCUCACACCGGAGCAGAGGCAACUGGCCAACGACGCUGCUUAUUGGGAGGAGGAGCUGUGCGGUUCGGCACAUGUGGAGGGGGGCCAGGGCAUGUUCCUCCGCGUUCUGAACCUGGCCAACACCAAACUGUCGACUGUACAGGGCCGCACAUAACGAAAUCAAAUAAAGCUGGCACUUAUUGAGUGAUCCGUAGAGUCCUAG